GGUGAGACCACGGAUUUUGAGCUAUUAAAGCGUCAGCUGUCAGAUCCAGACAUAAAGGAUGCCCAGAUCAUUAAUUGGCUGCAUGAAUUUCGAGCUGCUGUUGCGUAUUUGACCAAAGAGCUUGAACAACUGGUCAGCAUUUUGCUGAAGCUGCCAUGGUUGAGAAGAAGCCGAGAGGUAGUGGAAGAAUAUCUGGGUUUUCUUGGCAAUCUCGUGUCAGCACAAACUGUCCAUCUUAGGCCAUGCCUCCGGAUGAUUGUAUCGCACUUUGUCCCCCCUCGAGUAACCAUCAGAGAAGAUGAUGUGGAUAUUUCAGAUUCUGAUGAUGAUGACGAAAAUGUUUCUGAAAACUUUAAUACAUGCCAUAGAGCAUUGCAAACUGUUGCACGAUACGUUCCUUCGACGCCACAAUUUCUCAUGCCGAUACUUGUGGAAAACUUUCCUUUCAUUAAUAAAUCAGAAAGAACUCUGGAAUGUUAUGUACAUAACCUGCUACGAGUUACGGUGUACCUCCCAACUCUGAGGCUUCAAAUUCUGGAGCUUAUUAUUGAAAAGCUGUUAAAGUUGGAUGUUAGUACUCCACAGCAAGAUAUUGAAGAUGCUGAAGAAACCGCUAAUAACUCUGACAGUGAGGAAAAAUCUACAGAGGAGGGACUUUUUGACAUGGAGGAAGAUGAAGAAAGGAAAGGAAACAAAGUUUUCUCUUCCAGUAGUGAGAGAAUGGCCCAUCCACUUGCAGAGCGCCUUGAUAUUUUGAUGACCAUCCUGUUUUCCUACAUUAAAGACGUUUGCCACGUGGAUGGCAAACUUGAUAUCAACAGCACAAAGGAUUUGUAUCGGGAUCUUGUUUCUGUUUUUGACAAGCUCAUUUUACCAACCCAUGCUUCCUGUCAUGUACAGUAUUUCAUGUUUUACAUCUGUAGCUUUAAAUUGGGGUUGGCUGAAGCAUUUUUAAACCAUCUUUGGAAAAAAUUGCAUGAUCCAAACAAUCCUUCGGUGAUCAGGCAGACAGCUGGGAGUUAUAUUGGCAGCUUCUUGGCAAGAGCUAAAUUUAUUCCAGCUGUUACAGUAAAAGCAUGCCUGGAUCUUCUGGUGAACUGGAUGCAUAAAUACAUUGAUAAUCAGGAUACAGGGGCCAAUGCUUUCUGUGAUGUAGCUCUGCACGGACCGUUUUAUUCUACAUGUCAGGCGGUGUUCUAUACACUUAUUUUCCGUCAUAAGCAACUUCUGGAUGGAAACUUAAGGAAAGGUCUGUCAUAUCUGCAGAGUUUAAAUUUUGAGCGUAUUGUCAUGUGUCAGCUGAAUCCUCUCAAGAUUUGUAUACCCUCUGUUGUGAACUUGUUUGCUGCCAUUACCAGGAAAUACCAGCUGGUGUUCUGCUACACAAUCAUUGAGAGGAACAACAGACAGUUCAUACCUGUUGUUCGCAGUGGCACUGGGGGCGACCUUGUGCAGACCUGCAUUAACCCACUGGACAGUUUCUUCCCCUUUGAUCCCUACAUUCUCAAAAGGUAG
Messenger RNA from Mesitornis unicolor (brown roatelo), 1515 nucleotides. It is a transcript of the gene RRN3, whose product is annotated as RRN3 RNA polymerase I transcription factor homolog (S. cerevisiae). NCBI's taxonomy places the organism in Eukaryota, Metazoa, Chordata, Aves, Mesitornithiformes, Mesitornithidae. The annotation marks the transcript as partial. The transcript has 14 exons. Gene Ontology annotation, cellular component: nucleus. Gene Ontology annotation, molecular function: RNA polymerase I core binding; RNA polymerase I general transcription initiation factor activity. The record is from RefSeq and is a predicted model, not a curated record. Gene Ontology annotation, biological process: transcription initiation at RNA polymerase I promoter.